This is a messenger RNA of Penicillium taxi, 360 nucleotides long. RefSeq lists its product as uncharacterized. NCBI's taxonomy places the organism in Eukaryota, Fungi, Ascomycota, Eurotiomycetes, Eurotiales, Aspergillaceae. The transcript has a single exon. The record is from RefSeq and is a predicted model, not a curated record. The coding region runs from base 1 to 360 and encodes 119 amino acids.
AUGUCCGGACGACACGGUCGGCGGAUGAAUAUGAAAAUACUUCUGUUUUUAGGGUUCGUCAAUAUCCCAGCUUGUGUGACUCCAUUCAGAUGCGACUAUCUAGAUGAUAUGCAGCAGCGUGUUAGUAGCGGCCUCACAUCAUCGUCACCAGCCUUAUCACGAGGCUCAGUACACGCAGAAGAACCAUCGUUGUUUUUUGAGUCGAAAGACGAGACAGUGGAGCCAAAAAAAGGCAAGAUCGGACCAUUAUAUGAAGAUCGAGACUGCCAUAACAAACACCUCCAGAUCUCGAAUCCUGCUUUUGCUCCGGAACAGAGGAAAGCAGGCAUUUCAAUGAUUUUAGUUCCAGGAUUGAAUUGA